Messenger RNA from Chenopodium quinoa (quinoa), 1837 nucleotides. RefSeq names its product coiled-coil domain-containing protein 93 homolog. Lineage: Eukaryota; Viridiplantae; Streptophyta; Magnoliopsida; Caryophyllales; Amaranthaceae. Gene Ontology annotation, biological process: Golgi to plasma membrane transport. Bases 382 to 1290 code for a protein of 302 amino acids. The record is from RefSeq and is a predicted model, not a curated record. The transcript has 11 exons.
CUUAGAAUGAUUUUGGGGAAUGGAGAGGGUAAAGGACAUGGAAAAAAAGACCUAACAAACAACAACAAAGGGAAUGAUUCCUCUUGAUUCCCAUUCCCUUUGAUGAAUACCCCUAACCAAACAGCCCCUGAACUGCUAGUACACGUGAAUGUUUCAUUAAUUAUUAAUCAAUUUUUUUUAGAGGGAGUGAACAGGCCUAACUGGUGAAAAAACUUAAUAAAAAAAAAAAAAAAAAUAUUGAUUACGUGUACUAGCAGUUUCGCACCCUCCCUCCCUCUCUCCUGAAGCUACUCUGAAUUCUCCAUUGAAGCGGCUUCCGAGCAUUUUCUCCUCCAUUGAAGCAACUUCUGAGUGACACAGUUGAAGACUCUUUUUAAGUUGAUGGGGUCUCCCAAGGCUACCCAGGUUGGCGAUAGUGAUUAUGCUGGCAUCGAUCCUGCUGUGCAAUGGACUGUCAAGACACAUCAGCAUGAUAGCAAUUAUGAGAAUGAGAGAAGGGCUUAUGUCUUGACAGAGUUGCAACUUUUAAAAGAAAAAAUUGAGGAGACUGGUAUUGGUAGUAAGGUGCAAAAAUUGGUUUCCUUGCUGAAGAAAUCUAAGGCUCGGGAGAGGCAAGAAAAUGAGUUUCAGUCUGACUGCAAUUCUGAGAUCACUAAAUUGCAGGAAGAUUUGAGGAUUGGCAAUGGUGAUAAUGAUCCACAUGAUUUUCUUGACUGUUCUAUUUUUGACUUAUCCAAGAAGUUAAAAUUUGCAAAAAAGGAACUUUCUAUUAAGUUGAGGGAAUUGGUCUCUUUGAAGAGGCAGCUUGAUGAACUUCCAAUUGAAGCUGAACUUGUUCAGUACGGACGCCGCUUUUCAGAAUUGAAUGUUCAUAUGCAGGAUAGACUUUGUCAAACUCGUAAAUAUUAUGAAACCUAUAAUGCUCUUCUUGAGAUAAAGGACUUGAUGCUGAAGGAGACAUCUUUACUGAAUUCAGUAGAUUCACAAUUUGCAGAUGCGAUAGGGGACCCUGCUGGCCGUACAAAACUCAUUGAUUCAAUGGAAGCUAUUAUGAAGGGAAUUCAGCAGAAGCUUGAGAAGGUGCAAUUUGGACUACAAGUGGAGCAAAAAACUCUUGAUACCCUCAGGGAGCAAUACAGUGCAGCCAUUAUGGAUCAACGCCAUUGUUCUGUUCUCUUAAAGAAUUUUCAGGUAAGGAAGAAUGUAGAAAGAAUGAGAGGCUCAAGAUGGAAUUUGCUCUACAUGAAAAGCAAGGGGGCCAAACUUCCUCUUCGUGUUGAAAUUUUGUAAUUUGCAAUUCCAGAAGCAAGGUAGUUGGCAGACCAGAAGACAAGCGACAUCCUUAUGUUAAGUGUCUUGUGUGCCUGAUUUUGAUAGAACAUGAAUGGCUGUUGGAAAUGCGACUGCAAGAUCAUAUGUUUGUAGUCAUAAGUUUGACAGAAGAUCAAAGAGCUAUGUGAGUCUGAUUCUUUAUUUGUCCCAUCAUUUAAAUUUUUGAAAGCCGAAUAGGUUGAAACGCUGAGUCAGUCUACUGGAGAUGAAAGGAUAUAAUUUGGUGAAGAUGCAUUGAUGAGACGCAAGCUUGAUAGUGGCUUCAUCUUUGGCUUACUUGGAAUGAUCGGAAUAUUCAACCCAAUCUAGCUGGUUUUUUUUUUUUUUUUUUUUUUUUUUUUUUUUUUUUUUUUUUUUUUUUUUUUAGAGAUAAUGAUAUACGAAAAGUCGAAAUGAUUAGGUUCGUCUUCUCUCAAGACUACAACCUAACCUAAUUUAGUUGAUUUGUUUGUGUACAGUACAAAGCCUCUUUUUAUAUAUUAUCUCAUCUUUUGUUUCUAACUUG